CAAUUUUGUAAUUUGUAUCAUUUUUGUCCAUUUUGAAGUUGUCAGCUGCUACUAUACUUGAAGCCUAAAGUCUCGCCUAAAGUCCAGUCCAGUCCAGUCCAGUCAAUCGAAACCGAAAAACUUUUAUCGAUAGAAGAGAGCCUGAAGAGUCAAAAGGGAGUGAGGUAGAGGAAGGGACUGAAAUUUCUAAACAAAAAGGUGGGGCGGGGAAAAGGAGCAUCAGCAGAAGAAGAGAUCAAGAUUAGGUGGAGCUGUUCAUUAUUUUUCUAAGCGAAUAACAGAACCAUCAGGAGAGACCCUAACAUCAACGUGCAACCAAAGGAGCCACUCCUCCUACUGCUCAUGAUACUAGUGUUUCUGACAGUCAGUCAGUGUCCACUAUCAAGGAUUUUGGAGCACCUAACGAGUUUAGUUGUAGUCAAACCAUGUCUGGUUUAGGUUCAAUGAAUAAUCAGAAGGUUGUUAAGUCAGAUGCACAUGUAGACCAAGGAGCAAGUGCCACACAGUUAGAUCCAUCAAUUAGUGAAUCAGAAAGGGAAUGUAAGGAAGAUAAUUUUAUCAUUCAAGGCAGUAAAGUCAAAGAGGAAUAUGAGACAAAAGGAAAUGAUUACGAGCAGAGAAUCAGCCAACUUACCAAAUCACUGAGCAAGAGAGAGGAAGAAGUAAUUAAACUCAAGAUAGACCUGAAUGCCAAUAAAAUGCUUUUAAAAGAGAAAUUAAAAGAAAAAUAUAAAGCAUACAAUGAACAGGAAGCUAUCAAGCUACAAUUGGAGAGGGAGUUAGCUGUAGCAAAGGAAGAGAUGAAACUUUUGAAUGAGAGGCUUAACAGUAGUAAGGAGGAAGAACUGAAGCAGAAAAUAAGUGAACUUGAAAAGGAAAUGAACGAGAAAGUUCAACAUCUUCAACUGAAAGAAGAACAGUUAUCUGAGAAAGAGAAAAGUGUGUUUAAUGCCGAAGGAAGUGAUACUGCUGAUAAGAGAGACAGAGAGUUACAUGUAAUGAUCAAACAAGUGGAAGAUUUAAAGGAAGAGAGUAAAAAAAAUAUUGCUGAGGCUACACAACGUAUUGAUAAAUUAGAGGAGAUACACAAGGAGCAACUUGAAGAGAUUGAUAAAUUGAGAGAAGAGAAUACAAUACUAGCAGGGACUGUAGAGGAACAAGGAAAUAUGAGAGAAAGGCUUACUGAGUUGGAAGCAUUGUUUGAUAAAGUUGCUGCUAGUCAUGAGGAAGAAAUGAAUGACAUUAGAAGAAAGGAGGAAACAAAACGAGUUGAACUGGAAGAAAAAUGGAAAAGAAAAUUUGAUGAAGAGUCUCAGCAAAGAUUACAAUUUCAUUUACAAGAGAUGAAGGAGGCAAUGGAGGAAGUAAAGAAAAAAUACAAGGACAGGCUUCAAGCUAGAGAAAAGGAAUUGCAGGUUCAGCUGGAGAAAUUUAAUCAAGAAAACAAAGAAUUAAAGGAGCAUUUGUAUAAUCGGGAAGAAGCUUACACUGUUUUACAGGAUUCAUUAGACAAAAAGAGUGUGACUUCUAUGGCGCUAGAAAAACAAGUUGAGGAUAUAGUGAAUCACUCAGCAGAAAAGGAUCAAAAAAUAAAAGAAAUAUCAGAGAUACUUGCUUGGAAAGAGGCACAGAAUGAAUUAUUGAAACAAGAUUUUGAAAGUGAGAGGAAGGAUCGAGAAAGAAUAAAUGACCAACUAAUACAACUACAAAAACAACAUGAAAUAUUGAAGCAAGAAUCAACUGAGAAAGAAGCACAAAUGAAAUUUCAUAAACUCAAUAAAUCAAAAAGUAUUUUAGUGCGUGAUUUAGAAGAGAGUAGGAAGGAUAUAGCUACUAAAGGUGCUGAAAUUGAAUCUUUAAUUCAAAAGAUUGCUCAACUUGAGAAACAACACACUGAAGAAAUGAAAAAAAUUAAAAAGAAACUCAUAGAUUCAGAAGCAGGAGAGACAGAAAGAAUGAAAGAAAUGAAGGAAGAAAUGCAAAUACUAACAGCACAAGUGAAUGCUUACAGUCGUGAAGUGGACAAGCAAAAAGGAUUAGUAACUCAGAGUCAAGAGAAACACAAAACUGAGGUAUUGUGCAUCAUUUUCAUGUGUUUUACAUGGGUCAGUGUAUAUUGAAAUUUCAAUCUUUAUUCUCAAUAAUCAAUAUACAAAUGCUAAUGAGCUGGCUAGAAUGAGACAACAGUUAGAAAAUGUAUCUGCUGAUAAAGAAGAAUUACUGAGGGCAUAUCAUCAGGAACAAGCAA
This is a messenger RNA of Amphimedon queenslandica, 2248 nucleotides long. Its product is annotated as trichohyalin-like. The transcript is spliced from 10 exons. The record is from RefSeq and is a predicted model, not a curated record. NCBI's taxonomy places the organism in Eukaryota, Metazoa, Porifera, Demospongiae, Haplosclerida, Niphatidae. The coding region runs from base 426 to 2120 and encodes 564 amino acids.